AUGGAUGCAGAACGGACCUUGAAGCCAGACCCCCUGCCUCCCUUCUUCAAGAAGCCCAGCUGGGGAAGCUCCUCAGCCGCUUCCCACUCGUGGUCGCUGGAGAUGUUGCUUCGCCGGCUGCGCUCCACCGGGGACAGACAGGAGGACAACUUCGCCAGGGUGCUGGAUGAGAUCGGGGAGUUUGGCCGCUUCCAGUGGUGGCUGACGGCCUUUACCUUCCUGCCCACCGUCCUCAUGGCCUUCUUCAUGUUCGUCGACCACUUCUCCCUGUUGGAGCAACUGCCCUACUGUAACACCAGCUGGAUCCUGGCGGUGGGGCCUAACCUGACCGUCGACCAGCAGCUCAACCUGACGCUGCCCCGGGCCCCCAAUGGGAGCUUCUUGCGCUGUCUCAUGUACGUGCCCGUGCCCUGGGAUUUGCAGUCCAUCAUCCAGUUUGGCCUCAACCACACAGAUAUAUGCCUUGAUGGCUGGAUUUAUCCCGAUUCCAAGAUGAGAUCCCUGGUCAAUGAGUUCGACUUGGUGUGUGACAAACAACCUAACAAAGAACUGCUGCAGGCCAUACUCAUGGCGGGCAUCCUGACGGGCUCUUUCAUUUUCGGAUUCAUCUGUGAUAAGCUGGGCCGCCACCCCACCAUCUUGCUAUCCUUCCUGUGCCUGGCCAUCUUUGGCUUCGGGACGGCCUUCGUGAGUAGCUUCCACCAGUACCUGUUGUUCCGCUUCGCCGUCUCCCAGGCGGUGGUGGGCUACAUCAUUGGCAGCCUGUGUUUAGCCACGGAGUGGCUGGAAGGGGAGCAUCGCACGCACGCCAUUAUCCUGGCGCACUGUUUCAUCACCGUGGGGAUCCUGUUCCUCGCGGGCCUGGCGUACUCCAUUCCCCACUGGAGACUGCUCUUCCUGGUGGGCGGUGUGCCCAUCUUCUCCCUCCUCUCCUGCAUCUGGUUUCUCCCAGAAUCCCCUCGAUGGCUGAUGACCAGAGGGAAGAUAGAAGAGGCCAAGAAAGUGCUGUGCUAUGUUGCUAGAGUGAAUAAGAAAACCAUUCCUCCAGAACUGUUGAACGAGCUGCAGCUGUCUGGGAAGAAGACGACGAAGGCCUCGGUGCUGGACUUCUACACCAACCGACCCCUGUACACGGUGAUCCUGGUGAUGGGCUGCGUGUGGUUCAGCGUCAGCUACAGCCUGCACACGCUGGGCGUGAAGCUGAUGGGGCUGGACGGAGUGACCAACCAGUUUCACAAGGUGGUGCCGGGCUUCGUGGGCGUCCCCGCGCGGCUCAGCGGCAUCUUCCUCCUCGAGCAGUUCGGCCGGAAGUGGACGCUGGCCGUCACGCUCCUGCAGGCCACCGCCCUCUACCUGCUCCUCCUCUUCAUCCCGCCAGAGAUGAAAUCCGUGACCAUCUUGGUGGUGGUGUUCGGGCAUUUCAGCCUGUCCACCACGGUCUCUGUGUUCUUCAUCUACACGGCGGAACUUUUCCCCACUGUCCUCAGAGCCACAGGCCUGGGCCUCAUGAUUGCAGCCUGGGCCGCGGGUGCCAUCACUUCGCUGAUUAUCACCAGUCAGGUCAAAUCCCUCCUGCCUCUCUUUCUCUGCUGCGUCUUCUCCUCCAUGGCAUUGUGCUUCUCUUCUGCCCUGCCGGAAACCCAAGACCUGCCCCUGUGGGACACGUUGGAUCACCUCACGAAGUCAGGUUUCCAGAAAGAGGCACCCCAGUAUUCCAAUGAGUCCACCAGGAGGAACAAGGAAGACACGGCGAUAGUGGCGCCCAAGGACUUGAGAUCGGAUUAUUUGUCAAAGGAAGCGGCCAAAAACACCAUUCUGAAUGUCCAGAACCUCAAGAUGAGCUCGCUCCUCCCUCCCGACAACCCCUUGGUGCCACUCAAAAAAUCUGCUUCCCAAGAGCCCUCUACCACAGCUUCGGAGCAGCCAGGCCAGGAAGAAGAACCAAGCACAGCACGCUGAGCUCCUCCACCCCGCCUCCCUCCCACUCCCAUGACCUUAGGUUGGACUUGACCUUGGAAUGGUCUCAGAUAGGGAAUGAUGGGACUCAAUGGAAGGCUCUGCCAGAGACUUCCAGCCUGGC
Molecule: messenger RNA, 2080 nt
Organism: Perognathus longimembris pacificus (Pacific pocket mouse)
Lineage: Eukaryota; Metazoa; Chordata; Mammalia; Rodentia; Heteromyidae
Gene: Slc22a14
Product: solute carrier family 22 member 14
Exons: 10
Coding region: 1-1959 (652 amino acids)
Biological process (GO): transmembrane transport
Cellular component (GO): membrane
Molecular function (GO): transmembrane transporter activity
Source: RefSeq, a predicted model, not a curated record